AUGGAUGACACUAUGCCAAAAGAAUCAGACGCCAAGAAGAUGGAGAUAGAGUUAGAGCCCAUGGUGAAAAAGGUAGAUGGCGAGAGCGAAGGAAUUGUCCUGAAACAGAACCUCAGCCUCCUCAACGGCAUCACCGUCAUUGUUGGCAGCAUCAUCGGCUCAGGAAUCUUCGUCAGUCCCAAAGGAGUACUACAAGGCUCUGGCAGUGUGGGCAUGUCCUUGAUUGUCUGGCUUCUGUCAGGCGUCUACUCAAUGAUUGGUGCCUACUGCUACGCUGAGCUGGGAACCUCAAUUGUCCGCUCCGGGGCCGAUUAUGCCUAUAUAUUUGAGGCUUUUGGGCCUUUUUUGGCCUUUCUUAGGCUGUGGGUGGAGUGUAUGAUUGUGCGGCCUUGUUCUCAGGCCAUUGUGGCCCUCACGUUUGCCUACUACGUUAUAGAGCCUCUGUUUCCGGACUGUGACCAGCCGGACAUUCCUGUGAGGUUGUUGGCAGUCGUCUGCAUAAUGAUCCUGACGUUUGUCAACUGCUACAGUGUGACCUGGUCAACCCGUGUACAGGAUAUCUUUACCUACGCCAAGCUGAUCGCUCUGGCAUUGAUUAUAGUGACGGGAUUUGUGCAGCUGGGCAGGGGAGAGUUUGAGCAUUUCCAGGCGCCUUUUGAGAAUACGGAGACGGACAUCGGCAAGAUAUCCUUGGCUUUCUACUCGGGACUGUUCGCAUACAAUGGCUGGAAUUAUCUUAACUUCGUCAUUGAAGAGCUGAAAGAUCCAUACAGAAACUUGCCAAAGGCAAUAUCUAUUUCCAUUAUCCUGGUGACUUCUGUGUAUGUGUUCGUCAACAUCGCUUACUUCACCACAGUCAGUCCGGAGGAGGUUCUCGGAGGAGCAGCUGUGGCAGUGAUGUUCUCCAAGCGUCUCUACGGAGUGAUGUGGUGGUGCAUGCCAGUGUUUGUCUCACUCUCCACGUUUGGCGGUGUCAAUGGAAUCCUGUUUACUACUUCCCGAUUGUUUUAUGUUGGUGGCCGAGAGGGUCACAUGCCACAGAUUCUCAGCAUGGUUCAGAUCCAGAGACUGACCCCUAUGCCUGCCUGUCUGUUUAUGGGAGCCCUAUCACUGUUAUAUUUGGCCUCAUCGGACAUCUAUGCUCUCAUCAACUAUGUUGGGUUUGCAACCUGGCUGUCUAUUGGUAUGGCUAUUGUAGUCUUGCUGUACUUGAGGUGGAAGAGGCCAGAAAUGCGCAGACCAAUUAAGGUUGCUCUCAUCUGGCCAAUCAUAUACACGAUCGUCACUGUCUACUUGGUUAUAUUGCCACUGUAUGCUAGCCCGAUCGAAACAGGUAUCGGCUUGGGAAUAAUCUGCACGGGUAUCCCUGUAUACGUCAUCUUUGUGGCAUGGAAGUCAAAGCCCAAAGCUUUCUACAGAUUUAUGG
Molecule: messenger RNA, 1426 nt
Organism: Candidula unifasciata
Lineage: Eukaryota; Metazoa; Mollusca; Gastropoda; Stylommatophora; Geomitridae
Source: the annotation of a GenBank genome assembly